AUGAAGAUAGAGAUAGCGGACAAGAUCUUGGCGUUGAUCUCGUCAAGCCCGCCCGACUUCUCACAGAUUCCUGAGCUUCAGAAGCAAAGUGAAAAGCUUGACUUGGAGAAGAACAAGCUCGAAUCGCUCAUCAAGGAGCGCGAGGAAGAAGAAUGCAACGGACCUCCGCCACCGUCGCAACCACCUUCCUUCUCUUCUCCGCAACAGCCGCGCACAAUGCCGACCAGAACCGCCUACACGGGGUCCAGUUCGUCCCGCUCCUCGUACGACGGGGACGACGACAACGACCUACUUGAGAUCUAUGACAGGGCGGUGGGCUACAGCUCCGGCAGCUCGAAUCAGUUCAGCGCUUCUUCCUCAUCUUCUUCCUCGUCGUCUUCCUUCGGGCAUCCUGCCAACUAUUCGAACUCGAACACAACGGACUACUCGGAGGACUACGAAGCUGAACCCAUGGACAACCGUGGAUCGAACCAGCAACGAAUCAACGCGGGCACCAGUUAUGGGGGAGAGGUCGUGGAUGACGACUUCUCCACCUACAAUGCCCCGGUCGAUGGAGCAGAGGCGCCAAGCGCGGAGGAGAACCAGUACAUCACAGCAUCCGACGAUGACUCUGCCCACCUUGCGGAGUGGCAACAGAAGUUUGACUGGGAGCGCAAGAUUCACGCUGCAAACAGGAACCUCUUCGGUAAUCGCACGUUUAGGCCCAACCAAAGAGAGAUCAUCAACGCCACGAUGGCCGGACGCGACUGUUUCGUCCUCAUGCCCACCGGAGGCGGUAAAUCGUUGUGCUAUCAGAGUGUUGAGCAGCAGCCUUUUGCCAAAAUGCCAAUGAUGUCCACUCACUCGUCGUACAGCUUCCUGCAGUGUGCCAAGACGGAGUGA
This is a messenger RNA of Acanthamoeba castellanii str. Neff, 882 nucleotides long. RefSeq lists its product as uncharacterized. NCBI's taxonomy places the organism in Eukaryota, Discosea, Longamoebia, Acanthamoebidae. The record is from RefSeq and is a predicted model, not a curated record. Gene Ontology annotation, cellular component: chromosome; cytoplasm; nucleus. The transcript has 5 exons. Gene Ontology annotation, biological process: double-strand break repair via homologous recombination. Bases 1 to 882 code for a protein of 293 amino acids. Gene Ontology annotation, molecular function: nucleic acid binding; 3'-5' DNA helicase activity; ATP binding.